AUGGAGAAUGAUCCACAGACGAUCGGCUUUCCUUUUCAGGAGCCAGAACCGAUACGAUUGAAAAAGAAGGUGCAGAAGCGUCCAAAGAUCGGAAGAGCAGCGAAAGCCAGAACUAUAGCAGCAUCUGCAUCUGGUUUUGACUCAGCAGUUCUUACACCUGACAUGGUUGAUAUCAUUCAAAAGGCUCCAGGCACUGGGGAUGGAGAACCGGUUUCUCAGGAUGUUGUUGGCGGCACCGACGAGGACGAGGGCACUGCAAGCGACCGGAUGUUGGUGGCGAACCACGAUGGUUGUUUUUACGCUUACUGUUAUGAAGGAUCCAACAUGGGAAACGCACUCGAUCUAGCCGAUCAGUUCCACAACGCGCAUUUCCAGCCUGAUGUGUGCUCGAUUCUUACUCAUUUUGUAUUGAAGGUCACCCAGCCGAUUUAUUUUUAUUUUGUAGUGGUUCGCACUCUGUGUCGCCUUGCAGCGGCUGGCACAUUUGAGAAUAUGAGCCGCGCAGAUGCCAUAAAUGAGUGGAAUGAUUUUGUGAGCAAAUCGCGAUGGAUGUUCCGUGGAGUGUACAUGCCCCUGGUUGUGAAUUCCAGCGUGCUGGCAUACAUCCUUGCGGGCAAAGAUCGGGAACAAGUCUCCCUGACAGAGGUGUUUUUGCCUUUUGCCUUCAGUGCUGCAUCCCUAUUGGCUUCCUCUGCACAAUUCAAUCUGGUUUCGCAUGAAGCCGCGGACGUUGAUCAUUUGGCAGUGGGUCAACGGCUGCGGGAGCUUCCUCUGAACGAGGAGCUCCUCUUCAAGCUGACUCAGAUGAGGCUUGAAAGCUUUGUAGGUUUUGCAUCUGACCACACAUGUUCCGCAAUCCGAAGGAAGUUGGUCAGGGACCACGAUCCGGAAGUGGUUCGUGAAGUAGACUUGCUUUGCAGACUUUACCGCAAGAUCAACGUUGCCGCGCAUGAGUCGCUCUUGCGGCACUUCUCACGCAUGCGCAUGUGCGAGCCCUGGAUCCUCAAUGAUGGAGCCAAGAGGGCGGCACCAUUGGACUUUUGGAACCAGUUUACUUCCGCAUACCGCAAAAAUUUUCGCGACGGUGCUUUGCCUUUGGAUGUGAUGGCAGAGCAGUUUCUUAUUGGUUGGCCGUCACAGGCGGGCAUGCUGGACAAAGUCGCGAUAGGAACCAGAUACCUUCUCCACAUUGCCGCUCUCGUUUUGGCUUGCGUUGCAGCACUUGCACCUGAUUUUGUGCGAGAUCGCGAGAUAAACUUCCGCCUGCCUGAUAACGGCUGGUGUCAAGCUGUGUCGGUCAUAUUCACAUUCUACGCAUUCAGCUUCCAAAUUACUUUGUUCUAUGUAGUCCCAUGGCGAAUGAUGUCGUUGAUGACCGAUAUGGCCAAUGCCUACAGGAUUUUCGAGUCGAUGCUGAUGGGCCCAAAGGCUUCUUCUGAACAAGGAGUUCCUUGCGUCGGCGUGGGCAACGUGAAAGACAUGGCAGCGUGGUAUGAGCUCUACAGCUUCUUCAUUGCCAGCACGCAGCGCCGAAAGUUUGUGGCGGAGGUUGGUCUGGCAGUCAAUGUUUUCAUAGUUUUUACAAUGGCAGGAAUGCUUGUUUGGUACACAAUGGAUCCCAACUGGAAGCCUGGAGUGUUUUUCUGUGAGACCCUUGUUGUUCUGAUUUCAUUCCUUUUGUUUUCGUUGCCCCCACUUCUCGUCGGCCUCCGGGCCAAUAUGUUGAGACGACGCACAGUGGAUCUAUUAUGGGGCCACGCGACGGAGUCGCGCGCAUAUCUGCUGUGCAUACAAGGCAAGCCGGAGCAGGCCUCACGUGUAGAGGAGCUCCGUGACGCCAUCGGUUUGACCGAGUCGAUUGCGCAGAGGCUGCGUUUAGAUGCGGCUCUGGUGUUGAGGAUCGCUGGUGUGGAACUCACUGUUGCGCAAUUUACGGCAAUCGCAUCACUGAUGUCCACAGCGGCGGCUUUUGCUUUGAGGUAUGUAGAUUGGCAGCGGAUUCUGCAGAAGAUGACAAUCCUUGGUGAGUGA
Molecule: messenger RNA, 2031 nt
Organism: Symbiodinium sp. CCMP2592
Lineage: Eukaryota; Dinophyceae; Suessiales; Symbiodiniaceae
Source: the annotation of a GenBank genome assembly